GGAGGCGGGAGCGCCCAGCGAUGACUGUGUCUUUUCCAUUCGCGCCUCCGCGCUGCAUUACUGACAGACUGUAAAAUAGGACAAAUACACUGACAGUCAAGACUCGAACACAGUCGGAUACUCUAGAGGGAGGAGGAGGAGGAGGCGAGAGAGCUACCGAGCUAGCGAGAGAGAGAGAAUCGGGGAGUAAAAUGAAGGACAGAGGUCAAGACACUGAACCGUCGGUGGAUGAGAGGUACACGCAGUGGAAGUCCUUAGUGCCGGUGCUCUACGACUGGCUCGCCAACCACAACCUCGUCUGGCCUUCUCUUUCUUGCCGAUGGGGUCCGCAACUAGAGCAAGCCACUUACAAGAAUCGUCAACGUCUUUACCUUUCUGAACAGACUGAUGGCAGUGUUCCAAAUACUCUUGUCAUAGCAAACUGUGAGGUUGUUAAACCUAGAGUUGCAGCUGCAGAGCACAUAUCACAGUUCAAUGAGGAAGCACGUUCUCCCUUUGUGAAGAAGUACAAAACUAUUAUACACCCUGGCGAGGUGAACAGAAUCAGGGAACUCCCACAGAAUAGUAAGAUCGUGGCCACACACACUGACAGUCCUGAUGUUCUAAUUUGGGAUGUUGAGGCUCAACCAAAUCGUCAUGCUGUUCUGGGAGCUACAAAUUCUCGUCCAGAUCUGAUAUUGACUGGGCAUCAAGAUAAUGCUGAAUUUGCUCUGGCUAUGUGCCCUACUGAACCCUUUGUGCUUUCUGGAGGCAAGGACAAGUCUGUUGUUUUGUGGAGCAUCCAUGAUCAUAUUUCUACUUUAGCAGCAGACACAGGAACUACAAAAUCUCCAGGGUCAGGUGGCACCAAUAGUAAACAUGCCUCUAAGGUUGGUGGGAGUGCAGAUAAACCCAUCGACAGCCCUUCUAUUGGUCCAAGAGGUAUCUACCAAGGGCACAAUGAUACUGUAGAAGAUGUGCAGUUCUGCCCAUCGAGUGCACAGGAGUUCUGUAGCGUAGGUGAUGAUUCUUGUCUCAUACUAUGGGAUGCCAGAGUGGGAUCUACUCCAGUUGUCAAGGUUGAGAAAGCUCAUGGUGCUGAUAUACAUUGUGUUGAUUGGAAUCCUCAUGAUGUAAAUUUUAUCCUGACAGGGUCUGCUGAUGCUACUGUUCACAUGUUUGAUCGCCGUAAUCUCACUUCUGGAGAUGUUGGAUCACCUGUUCAUAAAUUUGAAGGUCACAAUGCUGCUGUCCUCUGUGUACAGUGGUCUCCAGACAAGUCAUCCGUCUUUGGAAGUUCUGCUGAGGAUGGCAUUCUGAACAUCUGGGAUCAUGAGAAGGUUGGUAAAAAGCAUGACUCUAUAGGAUCAAAAAUGCCAAAUUUUCCUCCCGGCUUAUUCUUCCGACAUGCUGGGCAUAGGGACAAGGUUGUUGACUUCCAUUGGAAUGCAUCUGAUCCAUGGACUAUUGUCAGUGUGUCUGAUGAUUGUGAAAGUACUGGAGGUGGUGGCACACUACAGAUAUGGCGGAUGAUAGAUUUGAUAUACAGGCCCGAGGAAGAGGUCCUGGCUGAGCUGGAUAAAUUCAAGUCGCACAUCUUAACAUGUUCCUCUUGAUUCUAAUUAAAGAAGU
Juglans microcarpa x Juglans regia is the source of this 1611-nucleotide messenger RNA. Its product is annotated as WD-40 repeat-containing protein MSI4-like. Gene Ontology annotation, cellular component: nucleus. The transcript is spliced from 15 exons. Gene Ontology annotation, molecular function: histone binding. The record is from RefSeq and is a predicted model, not a curated record. Gene Ontology annotation, biological process: regulation of gene expression. The coding region runs from base 192 to 1595 and encodes 467 amino acids. Lineage: Eukaryota; Viridiplantae; Streptophyta; Magnoliopsida; Fagales; Juglandaceae.